Pochonia chlamydosporia 170 is the source of this 1527-nucleotide messenger RNA. RefSeq names its product cytochrome P450. The record is from RefSeq and is a predicted model, not a curated record. The transcript is spliced from 4 exons. Gene Ontology annotation, molecular function: iron ion binding; oxidoreductase activity, acting on paired donors, with incorporation or reduction of molecular oxygen; heme binding. Lineage: Eukaryota; Fungi; Ascomycota; Sordariomycetes; Hypocreales; Clavicipitaceae. Bases 1 to 1527 code for a protein of 508 amino acids.
AUGGCAUUACAAUUCUUUGUUUCGUUCUCGGCUUGGCCUGCGGUUUCUAUCCUGAUCGGCGCAAUUAUCCUCCUCAUUCUCACCCAUCGUCGCUAUAGUACGGCAAUCAGUGACAUCCCCGGACCAUUCUUAGCAUCCUUUACACGUCUGUGGCAUAUUAAACACUUGAUAAGUGGUGACCACCACCUUCAAGUUGUCAGGUUGCAUGAGAAUCAUGGUCACUUUGUCCGUAUAUCUCACAACGAGGUUAGCAUCAGCCACCCUGAAGGCAUUCGCAAGAUCCUCCAUAGUUCCUUGAAUAAGGGCCCAUGGUAUAACAUAGCGGCUGUGCCGGACUAUCGAUUCCAGAAUCCUUUCUCAACUUUGGUUUCUGGCCAUAAGAAAGAAAGGUCCAAACUUUUCGCAUCUGGUUAUACCAUGACCAAUUUACUUCAAGCUGAAAAAGAUAUUGAUGCUCACUUUCAAAGUUUAAAGCGAUGGAUGAACAAGUUUGCAAAGGAGCAACGGCCAGUGCAUUUGGACAAGUUUAUCACCUACACGACUUAUGAUGUUGCUGGCGAGAUGUUAUUUUCUAAACCAUUUGGCUUCUUAAAGGCUGGCUACGAUAUCAACAACACAAUAGCCAACACCGCUAACUUGAAUCUGUACGUCGUAAUUGCUGGCUUCGUUAAUUGGCUUCACAUCAUACUGGUUGGAAACCCCAUUAUAACAACAGCAAGAGUUUUGCCAAUGGGCCACCUCUAUAACACGGCAAUGAACGCACUGGAUCAAAGACAACAUAACUUAGAUGCGCGGUUUGACAUUUUAGCGCACUGGUUCAAAACACACCAAGAUCAGCCAGAAAAGUUGACUGUGCAUGAUAUCCGCGCCAAUACAGCAGUCAACGUUGGGGCAGCCUCCGACACUGUAUCAAUAGCAAUUCAAUCCUUCAUUUACCAUCUGAUUCGAAAUCCAGCUGCUUGCCAACGUUUGCGCGAGGAGAUAGAUGCUGCUUCUUCGAAAGGCCUAUGCCAGACAGCGAUAAUUUUAUUUGAUGAUGCGAGGAGGUUGCCAUAUUUGCGGGCGUGCAUCAACGAGUCUCUUCGCAUAUUUGGGCCAUCUGGCUUCAAUUUUCCUCGAGUUGUCGGAAAGGACGCCGUCACUAUUAGUGGGCGCACAUUCCCGGAAGGUACAAUCCUCUCAGUGAACCCAUGGGCCAUACACUUUUCAAAGGAAAUCUGGGGCCAUGAUGCACACGAGUUCCGUCCUGAGAGGUGGUUAGCAGAAAGUGCUGCGACAAGAGAACAGUAUUUGGUAGCAUUUGGCGCCGGCUACGCGGCAUGCCCGGGUCAGAACUUGGCUAGGAUCGAGUUGACCAAACUAUGCGCGACACUUUUUCGUGACUACGAUAUUCGUCAGGUGGACCCGAGCCAGCAGUGGAAAUGGAAGGCGCGAGUCACGAUCAUGCCGCAUUCAUGGCCAGUGUAUAUCCAGAACCGAGAGUCCAAGCAGUGGCGGUAUAAAGAAGAUGAUGAGCUGGAAACAUGA